AUGCCGCUACGAGCGCUCGGUGUGGUGCUGGCCGCGCUGCUGUUGCACGCGCACAACGAUUUUGCGCCGCUGGAUUCAUACGCUAUGUUCUCUGCAACAAGCAACUUGACCAUCGAGCACCAGUUCAGCGACUCGUACUACUCCGCGCGGGAGCUUUUCCGCAUACGCGCCGAGGCCGCAGGUGCCAAGCUCUAUUCGCUGCCUCUAGAGCAUUUACAGUCGCUGGACUUGACGGUGGACGUGGCUGUGCUGCAAGGAUCGAAGAAACAUAUACUGCUGCAUGUCUCAGGCACCCAUGGCGUCGAGGGAUUUGCAGGGAGCGCUAUCCAGGCGGUGCUAUUGAAGGAAGCUGCGGAGCGCUCGCGCUUUGCCGAACGGCUCGAUCCCACAGUGAUAUUCGUGCACGCGCUCAAUCCGUACGGGCUUGCUCGUCUACGACGGUUCAACGAGAACGGCGUGGACUUGAAUCGCAAUUGGCUCACUCCGGAGCAGUUCCAAGAACGUCAAGCAAGAGAGUUGGAUGGGCGCGGAUACAUGAGUGUCUACGAUCUGCUGAAUCCGACGGAAGUAAACGGGAUCCAGAACUGGUUUUGGACGAAAGGUAUGUGGUAUUUGGCUACGCGGGGCUUUUACGCCAUCAAGCAAGCGACUGUUGGUGGGAACUACCGUUUUCCGUGGACGCUCUUUUACGGAGGAACAGAGCUCGAACCGAGCUUGGUGCUCUUGCGAAAGUUCUUGCGAGAACAUGUGGACUUUGACGUCGUGAAGACAUUUGCGAUGAUUGAUGUGCACACUGGGCUCGGCCCUGCUGGGGUGGACACGCUCAUGCUGGGGGCGGACAGCAGCGUGGAUGUAGCACGCAGUGUCUUUCCUGGUCCUGAGUACGCAGAUAAGGUCGUUUCUACACACGACAGUAGCAACCCGGUGUCCCGCGGCUACGAUGAUGUUGGCGGCCUAAUCUACAAUGGUGUGGCAGGCCUAUUGUCCCCGCAAACGAAAGAGAACGCGGUCUUGUUGUGUCAAGAAUUCGGGACAGUGCCUGGCGUGUUUAUUUUGAAAGCCUUGGUUGAAGAGAACGUGAUGUACAAGCGUAGCUCGUCGUCAGCGGCCCGAUUGCCGUAUGCUCAGAAACUCAGGGACGUGUUUUAUCUGCAUCAGAGUAACUCGUGGAAGAGUGAGGUGCUGCGUCGCGGUGCUGACGUGUAUGAUCGGCUUUACGCGUUUGUAGCUUCCAAGGAAUGA
This is a messenger RNA of Peronospora matthiolae, 1242 nucleotides long. The record is from the annotation of a GenBank genome assembly. Lineage: Eukaryota; Oomycota; Peronosporomycetes; Peronosporales; Peronosporaceae.